UGCAGCAGCUUCUUCACACUGGAUCAUCUGAUCUUCACUCACUGUUUGAUCCCACUUUCUGAUCACUCAUCAAUAAGCUGAUCAGCUGAUUUUCUUCUUCUCUCAGUCUGUCAGGUGGAGGUGGAGGAGGGGGCGGAGUCUGUCCUGCUGCCCUUCAGAACUACACCUGACCUGCCUGAAGACGCUGAUGUGGUGUGGGUGCGCUUGGAACCUGAACCAGAAAUGACGGUCCACGUGUACCAGGACGGUUCUGGUCAACUUGAAGACCAGGACCAGGUCUACAGAAGCAGAACUAAGAUGAAUCAAGAUCCUCUGAAAACUGGAGACUUCAGUCUGAUUCUGGAUCAUCCCAAACAUGGAGACAGUGGACGGUACAAAUGUGUAGUCUGGAGGGGAGACGAUCUCAUAAGAGGGAAAACAGUUCUGCUCAAAGUUAAAGGGAGAGUUCAGGUCCAGGAUCAGAGGACAUCAGGAACAGAAGCAGAUCCGACUCCUCUGAUGGCUGAUCAAUCAGUCUGAUCUUUGAUUAUUGAUCCAAUCUGACUUUGGAUCAGAGAGAAAAUAUCAGUGAAGGAUCUGAUGGACGAUGGAUGAAGAGAGGACUUGUUCCAGCCUGCAGACGUAGUAUUGAUCAGUAGUGAUCAGUGAUGUCAGAGUGGAGUCAGUGUGAUG
Messenger RNA from Melanotaenia boesemani (Boeseman's rainbowfish), 672 nucleotides. RefSeq names its product V-set domain-containing T-cell activation inhibitor 1-like. The record is from RefSeq and is a predicted model, not a curated record. Gene Ontology annotation, biological process: immune response; T cell costimulation; positive regulation of T cell proliferation. Gene Ontology annotation, cellular component: external side of plasma membrane. The coding region runs from base 223 to 519 and encodes 98 amino acids. NCBI's taxonomy places the organism in Eukaryota, Metazoa, Chordata, Actinopteri, Atheriniformes, Melanotaeniidae. The transcript is spliced from 2 exons.